Molecule: messenger RNA, 2094 nt
Organism: Lolium perenne
Lineage: Eukaryota; Viridiplantae; Streptophyta; Magnoliopsida; Poales; Poaceae
Product: heat shock cognate 70 kDa protein
Molecular function (GO): ATP-dependent protein folding chaperone; ATP binding
Source: RefSeq, a predicted model, not a curated record
CGCUUCGCUUCCCAGUUCCCACUUCCCACCCAUCGCCGCCUUUGUUUUCCCUCUCCCAAAGUUCAAAAACAAACUUCCCCAUCCGGCCGCCUCUGCUUCGUAGAGAUGAGUGGCGCGAAGGGCGACGGGCCGGCGAUCGGCAUUGACCUCGGGACGACCUACUCCUGCGCCGCCGUCUGGCGGCCGUCGCACAACCGCGUCGAGGUCAUCCCCAAUGACCAGGGCAAUCUCACCACCCCCUCCUGCGUCGCCUUCACCGACACCUUGCGGCUCAUCGGCGACGCGGCUAUGAACCAGGCCGCCACCAACCCCUUCAACACCGUCUUCGAUGCCAAGAGACUAAUUGGCCGGCGAUUCAGCGAUGCAUGUGUGCAAGGAGAUAUAAAACUAUUCCCAUUCAAAGUCAUUUCAGGGCCUGGUGACCGGCCAAUGAUUGUUGUGCAUUACAAGGGCGAGGUGAAGCAGUUCUCACCUGAGGAAAUCUCCUCCAUGAUUCUCAUCAAGAUGUGGGAGAGUGCCGAGGCCUAUCUUGGAACGGCAGUGAAAAAUGCUGUCAUCACUGUUCCAGUCUACUUCAACGACUCCCAACGCCAGGCCACCAUUGACGCGGGGGCCAUUGCUGGCCUCAACGUCAUGCGCAUCAUCAACGAGCCAUCUGCAGCAGCCAUCGCCUAUGGUCUUGACAAGGCAUCCCGCAGCGGUGAAGGGAAGACGGUGCUCAUCUUUGAUCUCGGCGGUGGUACCUUAGAUGUCUCCAUUAUCAGUAUUCACAAGGGCACCUUCACAGUCAAGGCCACAUCUGGUGACACCCACCUCGGUGGGCAGGAUCUCAACAGUCGGAUGGUGGAGUAUUUUGUGCAGGAUUUCCUUAAGAGGCACAAGAAUGAAUGCAUGAGUGACAUCAGAAACAACCCUAGGGCGCUUAUGCGGUUGAGGAUGGCAUGCGAGAGGGCUAAGAGGUUCUUGACUACCAUGCCGCAGGCAAAAUUUGAGAUUGACUCACUUCACGACACCAUUGACUUCUAUGGGACCAUCACCCGACCCCGUUUCGAGGAGCUCAACCUGGACCUCUUCCGCAAGUGCACUGGACAUGUUGAGAAGUGCCUCGCUGAUGCCAAGAUGGACAAGUCUCAGAUCCACGAUGUUGUACUUGUGGGUGGCUCCAGCCGCAUCCCCAAGGUGCAGCAGCUGCUCAAGGAAUUCUUCAACGGGAAGGAGCUUUGCAAGAGCAUCAACCCUGACGAGGCUGUAGCCUACGGUGCUGCUGUCCAGGCUGCGGUCCUCAAUGGCGAAUGCGACCAGAAGGUGCAGGACUUGCUCCUGCUGGACGUCACGCCGCUCUCCCUCGGGAUAGAAACUGUAGGUGGUUUUAUGAGCGUGGUGAUCCCCAGGACCACCACCAUCCCGUCCAAGAAGGAGCGGGGAUACACAACGGAAUAUGACAACCAGACAUCUGUGUGCGUCAAGGUAUAUGAGGGUGAAGCAACGAUGACCAAGGACAACAAUCUCCUUGGCAAGUUCACACUCCACGGGAUUCCCCCAGCGCCAAGACUCGUUCCUAAGAUCAAUGUGACAUUUGAGAUUGAAGCCAACUGCAUCCUGAAGGUGUCGGCGCAGGACGCUGCUACUGGAAACAAGAACAGCAUCAGCAUCACCACGGACAAGGGCGGACUGAGCAAGGAGGAGAUCGAGCGCAUGGUGCAGGAUGCUAAGAAGUACAAGAACGAGGACAAAAAGGAAAUUAUCAAAAUAAAGAAGGAAUACGAGGAGCGUGGUGUGCUGUGGCUGAGCAAGGAGGAGUUUGAGCGCUCGGUGCAGAAGAAACACACGCCGGAGUCCGAGGACAUCCAGCAAGCCAAGAAGGUAAAGAAGGAAAGCGGAGGCCCAUGAGGUGUGCAAUGUGCCUCUGCAAGCCUAUGGUGACCCCGCUGCUUUUGCUGCAAUGGUUGUAUAGUGAUACCAGUACUGCUCUGCAACUUAUGGAAUGGGCAUAUAACGCAUGCCAUUCUUUCUAGUAGUAGCUUAAUGUGUUUAAUGUGACUUGGGAACCCUGGUUUUAUUAAGUGAACUUAUAUAUCGUUUGAAUGUCUACCA